CUGAAGAGAAAGGAUAGAAAGACUGAAAUCCAGAAAGAGAGAGAGAGAAAUAAAGGAGACGAGGGUGAAAAGUGCUUUGACUGCUUGAAGUGCCAGUGACACACACCAGGAACCUGAGGAGGAACGUGUUCCAUGGACGGCAGCCGUCGGCUGAGGAGGCAGACGAGAAGGAGCAAAGAAGGGGAUGAGGAGAGCUCUCUCUUUCUCUCUCUGGAAAGAAGGGAGACUGGCCUUCACGACAACUGAUCCUUUCUCCACCUCCGUCUGCUGAACUGAAUCACAGGGAACGAAAGAGAAAGCCCCUCAGACACUCUCACACCCACACUAGUACACUAAGAAUCCUUCCCCCCCAUCCACACACACAGUUUUGACUGAGCCGUCAUGGGGACAGUGAGCGAACUUUGCGCAUCCAGUUUCCAAGCGUUCCUGCAUCCUGCGGUGAAGGAUCCGCCUCCUCCAGUGCCAGAUGACCUCACCCCUGAGGAGCAGCAUGAGCUGGAAAACAUCCGCCGACGCAAGCAAGAGCUGCUGGAAGACAUUCAGCGUCUGAAGAAUGAGAUAGCAGAAGUGACCAGUGAGAUCGAGAACCUGGGUUCCACAGAGGAGAGGAAAAACAUGCAGAGGAACAAACAAGUGGCCAUGGGCCGAAAGAAAUUCAACAUGGACCCUAAAAAGGGGAUUAAGUUCCUGAUUGAGAACGACCUGCUUAAGCACACCAGCUCUGACAUCGCCCAGUUCCUGUACAAGGGGGAGGGGCUAAACAAGACCGCCAUCGGAGACUACCUUGGGGAGAGAGAUGAGUUCAACCUCCAGGUCCUCCAUGACUUUGUGGAGCUCCAUGAAUUCACUGACUUGAACCUGGUCCAGGCCCUGAGACAGUUCCUGUGGAGCUUCCGGCUGCCUGGCGAGGCCCAGAAGAUCGACCGCAUGAUGGAGGCUUUCGCCCAGAGAUACUGCCAGUGCAACCCUGGUGUCUUCCAGUCCACAGACACCUGUUACAUCCUGUCGUUUGCCAUCAUCAUGCUGAACACCAGCCUCCACAACCCCAACGUGAAGGACAAGCCGGCCGUGGAGCGUUUCAUCUCCAUGAACAGAGGAAUCAACGAUGGAGGAGACCUUCCAGAGGACCUGCUCAGGAACCUGUAUGACAGCAUCAAGAACGAGCCCUUCAAAAUCCCUGAGGACGACGGGAACGAUCUCACACACACCUUCUUUAACCCAGACCGGGAGGGCUGGCUGCUUAAACUGGGGGGACGCGUCAAGACCUGGAAGAGAAGAUGGUUCAUUCUCACGGACAACUGUCUGUAUUACUUUGAGUACACCACUGACAAAGAGCCCAGAGGGAUCAUUCCACUGGAGAACCUCAGCAUCCGAGAGGUUGAGGACAAGAAGCCUAACUGCUUUGAACUCUUCAUCCCAGAGAACAAGGACCAGGUGAUCAAGGCCUGUAAGACGGAGGCGGACGGCAGAGUGGUGGAGGGGAACCACACCUUCUACAGGAUCUCUGCUCCCACCACGGAGGAGAAGGAUGAGUGGAUGAACAGCAUCAAAGCUGCCAUCAGCAGGGAUCCCUUCUAUGAGAUGCUGGCCACCCGCAAGAAGAAGGUCUCCUCCAUGAAGAGACACUAGAGCUGCUCAGGACUCCUCCUCUUCCCCCCGUUGAGAGAGUUUGGACCCAUCCUGCUGAGACCCUGAGACUUGUGUUUUCAGGCCUGGGGAUGGGGUUGGGGCAGGGGCUGCAGACUGGGGGUUGGGGCCUCUUUCCUCGGUCAGCAUUUCUCUGGGAUAGGCUCUAGCUUUGGGAUUCCACAGACCGACCAACAGGACAGGGUGCAUGCUGUCCUGCCACCCCCUCCUCCUCUUCCCCCUGCUCCUGUCUCUGUGGCUGAAUGCUCUCCGUCUCUCUCUAAACUCUUUGCUGUGUGUAUUUUGGGAGGAAGGGGUCUAUCGCUUUCCGGGUAAAAUGGAUCCCCUCCCUCAAAAAGACAUGUGCACACACACCCAUACCCUCACUCACACCAAUGUCGUACACUGAAGUCAUACACACACACAUACACACACACACACACACACACACACACACACACACCACACACACACACCUCAUCUAAACUCAGCAGGUCUGAUGGAGUUGUGGCAUCCCAACCAAAAUAUUCCUACUAGCUUUCAAAAGGAAAGGUGAGAUGCUUUUCUGUAUACGUUAAUAUGAUGGGCAACGUGUGUUUGUAGAGCUUACUACUGUAUAUAUUUCCCUCAGAAUCUUGAGCUUUUGGGUUUCAGUUUUAGUUUUUGAUAAGGUUUUUAGAAAGACUGAGGGGGAAUGGGUUAUAUUGCCAACCGACGAUUUUUUUGAAACGAGAAUAAACUUUUUUGAAGUCUUUCUGUCAAAGUUGCCUCUCAGGAGAUUGUUACUUGGCUCUGGAUCGGUCUGUAUCAGGAUAAACUUAGACUCUGUCCAAACUGUCACUCAGUAACUGAAGGAAGAGUUCAUUUACAAUGAGUUUUUAAAAUUAACAUAAUUAAAUGAACAUGUUUGCCAUUACAUUUGCCUGUUUAUAUGCACAUAAUCUGUGCCAAUAAUUGAGCUUUGACAGCUAUAUUCCUCCAUCGCUGUUUGUCCCUGACUCUUUGUUGAUCAUAUGUUUCCCCAGUUGUUUGACAGCAGUUUAGACCUGCUAACUUUGUUGUGAAAACACACUCCGAAACAUGGUUGUUAAACACAGUGUCGUGUUCAUUAGGCACCGAAACGGAAGAA
Molecule: messenger RNA, 2755 nt
Organism: Oncorhynchus nerka (sockeye salmon)
Lineage: Eukaryota; Metazoa; Chordata; Actinopteri; Salmoniformes; Salmonidae
Gene: cyth1a
Product: cytohesin 1a
Exons: 13
Coding region: 382-1629 (415 amino acids)
Biological process (GO): regulation of ARF protein signal transduction
Molecular function (GO): guanyl-nucleotide exchange factor activity
Source: RefSeq, a predicted model, not a curated record